Messenger RNA from Dioscorea cayenensis subsp. rotundata (Guinea yam), 1741 nucleotides. RefSeq names its product tRNA-specific 2-thiouridylase MnmA. Gene Ontology annotation, biological process: tRNA processing. Gene Ontology annotation, molecular function: sulfurtransferase activity. The record is from RefSeq and is a predicted model, not a curated record. The coding region runs from base 301 to 1590 and encodes 429 amino acids. The transcript is spliced from 10 exons. NCBI's taxonomy places the organism in Eukaryota, Viridiplantae, Streptophyta, Magnoliopsida, Dioscoreales, Dioscoreaceae.
CCCUUGAAAUCCAAAGGGACAGCGCGAAGAGCACAACGAUGCUGCGAGCCAUGGCUUCUCUCCCUCAUCUCCUCUUCCCCUUCCCCAACCCACGCCUCAGCACUCGAUUUCUCCCUCUCUUCUCCUUCUCGUCCCCAAAGCCUAUCCCCAGGAUUUCCUUUAGCGCCGGCGAGGCAUCUCGCAAGUUCGGCUUCUACCUCUCCGUCCCCUUCUCUCGAGCUCACUCCUUCACUGAAUGAUUGCUUCUCUUUGAAGAGAACUUCUAUUGGUUUUUAUUUGGAGCCCUACCUCGGAUGCUCCAUGCCUGGAAAACGCCUCAAGGUGGCCGUUCUUCUCAGUGGCGGCGUUGACAGUAGUGUCGCCCUCCGUCUCCUCCAUGCCGCUGGUCACUCCUGCACUGCUUUUUAUCUCAAGAUAUGGUUUCAGGAAGACUUUGAGAAUUUCUGGUCUGAAUGCCCUUGGGAUGAAGAUUUGAAGUAUGCAAGAGCUGUUUGUGAUCAGGUCAGUGUUCCCCUGGAAGUUGUUCAUUUGUCAGAUGAAUAUUGGAACAAUGUGGUAUCUCACAUUAUUAGUGAGUAUCGUUCUGGUCGCACUCCUAAUCCUGAUGUUCUUUGCAAUACAAGAAUUAAGUUUGGUGCUUUUUUGGAAGCAAUCAAGAACAUGGACUUUGAUUAUAUUGCUUCUGGACAUUAUGCAUGUGUUCUUCACUCACCAUAUGACAAAAGGGAUGAAUCAUCUAUUCUAGCAUUGUCCAAAGAAAUGGUCAAGGAUCAAACAUAUUUCCUGUCACAUCUAUCACAGGUUCAACUUAGAAGACUGUUAUUUCCUCUUGGUUGUAUUCCAAAAGAUGAAGUGCGGAAGCUUGCUGCUUUGAUGGAUCUUCCAAACAAAGAUAGGAAGGACUCUCAAGGAAUUUGUUUCCUUGGAAAGGUAAAGUUCAGUGAGUUUGUUGCUAGACACAUCGGUGAAAUGGAGGGUAUCUUGCUAGAAGCUGAAUCAGGAGACUACCUUGGCAAACACCGAGGAUUUUGGUUCUACACUAUCGGCCAACGUCAAGGUUUACGUCUUCCCGGAGGACCCUGGUAUGUUGUCGAGAAGGAUACACAAAAUAAUGUAGUUUUUGUAUCUCGGAACUACUUUUCGUUAGAAAAAAGAAGACGGUCAUUUAGAGUUGGUUCAUUGAAAUGGAUCAGUGCUUCACCACCUGAGAAAUACGAUAAACUCCGUUGCAAGGUUCGACACGGCCCAGGUUUUUACGACUGCAGCAUUACAUUACAACCAAGUGAUCUUAUUAAAGAUGAUGUCGCCAUUGUACAUUUAUCUGCUGAUGAUCAAGGAUUAGCUUCUGGUCAGUUUGCAGCAUUUUACCGAGACGAAAUUUGUGUAGGCUCAGGUGUGAUUCUUGAUUCUGCUGUUGACAAAAAUUUUCCAGUAUGUGCCAAAGCUCUUGAAAUUGCAAGAAUGGAUGAUAAAUCAAAGCUCGGAAAACCAGUUAAGAUAAUAAAUCAGGACAUUAGCAUUAAAGAAGUCGAAAAUUCUUCGGUUAAAUGUUACUUAAGUAGUGAGGACAGUAAGCUCCAACAAAAUUAGUAAGUUACCAACCAACCUCAAUUGAAAUCUUUUUGUUUUUAUUUCUACUGUUUGUUUUGUAUGUAACAAAGGCACUGUCUAAGCUCAUAAUUGUAGUGAAUUUUUUGGUUUCUUGGUAUAUAAAUUUCAUUAAUUAUUAGCAAUUUGAUUA